Messenger RNA from Orbilia oligospora ATCC 24927, 1572 nucleotides. RefSeq lists its product as uncharacterized. Gene Ontology annotation, molecular function: glycylpeptide N-tetradecanoyltransferase activity. The coding region runs from base 1 to 1572 and encodes 523 amino acids. Gene Ontology annotation, cellular component: cytoplasm. NCBI's taxonomy places the organism in Eukaryota, Fungi, Ascomycota, Orbiliomycetes, Orbiliales, Orbiliaceae. Gene Ontology annotation, biological process: N-terminal peptidyl-glycine N-myristoylation. The transcript has 6 exons. The record is from RefSeq and is a predicted model, not a curated record.
AUGGCAGAAGAAUCCAAGAUCGUGGACGAAACAGCCGCCCCUCCUGCUGAGGAAGGUAGCAGCUCUUCGGUAGCAGUUAGUUCUGCCCAAGCUGCUGCCGAAUCUGUAGUUCCUGGUGUCGAUAUGUCGCAGUUAGUCGGAAAACUGGAUAAGAAGACAAUGGAUCAGAUUAUUAAGAUGAACCCGGGUUUGAGGGCUGAGACGCAGGGUAAGGAUCCUGCUACGGUCCAGAAAAUGCUGGAGACUAUGAAAUUGGGAGAGCUAUUGGCUGGAAUGGCUACUGGUAAGAAUGCGAAGGAUAUGGCAAGCUAUAAGUUUUGGCAGACGCAACCUGUUCCUCGAUUCGAUGACGACGCGGAGAAACAGCAAGAGGAGGGCGAGAUAAAGAAGGGAGACCUAGACCUUGUUCCAAAAGACCCUGCACAGCUUCUUGACGAUUUCACAUGGUGUACCGUUGAUCUUGAGAAUGAAGAAGAGCUUAAGGAGGUCUACACUCUUCUCAAUGGUCACUAUGUCGAGGACGACGAGGCAAUGUUCCGAUUCGCCUACUCCCCAGCUUUCUUCAAGUGGGCCCUAAAACCCCCAGGCUGGAAGAAGGAAUGGCACGUCGGUGUCCGUGUGAAGGCCAGCAAUAGACUUGUCGCAUUCAUUUCCGCUAUCCCUCUAACCCUCAAAGUGCGCGCCGCUACCCUCAAUUGCUCCGAAGUCAACUUCCUCUGCAUCCACAAGAAACUCCGCAAUAAGCGUCUAGCCCCGGUACUCAUCCGUGAAGUUACCCGUCGUUGUAACGUCGAAGGUAUCUGGCAGGCAUUGUACACCGGUGGAGCCGUUCUACCAACCCCAGUUAGCAGCUGCAGAUAUUACCACCGCAGUUUGGAUUGGCUGAAGUUGCAUGAAGUUGGGUUUUCGCCGAUGCCACCAAAUAGUACCAAGGCCAAGCAGAUCACAAAGUAUGCACUGCCGUCAGAGACUAAGAUUCCUGGGUUGCGAUUGAUGCAGAAGAAGGACAUUCCAGAGGUCAAGGUCCUUUUGGAUAACUACUUGGCUAGAUUUGAGAUGGCGCCGAUAUUCUCGGAAGAGGAGCUCGAACAUUGGUUCCUCCACAAGGGUGAGGAGAAGGAUGAAGAUAGAGUUAUUUGGACCUAUGUCGUUGAGGACCCUAAAUCUAACAAAAUCACCGACUUCUUCAACUUCUACUGCCUCGAAUCCUCAGUUAUCAAUAACUCCAAACACGGCAUGAUCAAGGCCGCCUACCUCUUCUACUACGCCUCCGAAACCGCAUUUGCGCACUACAAGGACGGCGAUGCCAUGAAGACCGCGUUGAAGAAGCGAUUGAACGAACUUAUGCAGGACGGGUUGAUCGAAGCCAAAAAGAUGAAUUUUGAUGUCUUCAACGCUUUGACAUUGUUGGAUAAUGUACUGUUCCUCGGUGACCAAAAGUUCGGAGCCGGCGAUGGACAGUUGCAUUACUACUUGUACAAUUACAGGACGGCGCCUAUUGCUGGUGGCAUGAAUAAUAAGAUGGGAUUGGAUGAGAAGUUUGGAAGCGGGAUUGGAAUGGUUAUGUUAUAG